Molecule: messenger RNA, 897 nt
Organism: Lentinula edodes (shiitake mushroom)
Lineage: Eukaryota; Fungi; Basidiomycota; Agaricomycetes; Agaricales; Omphalotaceae
Exons: 5
Coding region: 1-897 (298 amino acids)
Source: RefSeq, a predicted model, not a curated record
AUGCUUCUGCAAAUGCUCUUUAUGACUUUGCUUUUCCUUGUGUCACCUGCUCAACUUUUCCUUCCAUCUCUCUUGCGCACCAUUGGUAUUACCUCGAAAAAUCCUCAUUCCAUGGUUCCCAAGUCUUUGAGUGGUGGUGUAACUACUGCUUCUGAUGUUGACAGUGCUGGUGACUCUUUUGAGGCCCAUGCUUAUAAGGAUUUGCCUGCCAUUGCAGGUGAAGAUGGUGAUGAAUCUUAUAUUGAAUGGUCUGUGUCUCCACCUCCUCGGGCUCCUUUACCCCUUGAGUCUCUUUCUUCACCCAAGGAAUUUGUACCUGUUUUGGAUGAUAGACUUUAUUCUAACCGCCUUCACAUGGGCACCCCUGAACAACACCAUCCUUCAUCGCCAAGAUCUUAUAGCCCAAUCGACAUAUCUGAUGACGACUUUCCUGUGCUUCCCUCCUCUGAAACUCAUGCAAUCAAGUCUCCUAAGCCUUUUGUGCAAUCUAAGCACAUUUUGGGAAAAGCCCGUCUAUUGGCAGUGCCCAAUUCCUCGCCUCCUACUGCUCGCUCUGUGGGAAUAGAUGCGGCUCCUCCUCAGGACUUGGCUUCCAUUGUGAUCAACGGUUGCACUUACUACGCUUCAGAUGAUCCACUGUUCAAAAAGAUUGUUUUGCCUCCCACACUAGGGCACGAGGAUUCUGCUGAUGAGUCCAUUAGUGGCUCUCUUGAUUUGUGCUACCCACCAGAGGAUGUCCCCGACCCUGUGACUGCACCACCUCGACCCCUCCAUGACACAUCUGAAGAUUAUGACGACAUGGACAUUGAUUUACCUGAAGAUUCCGCAGCGUACCUGCCCUGCGCACGCCCUCUCCUGAUUUGCCUGCUAAUCCUAUGGAUGGUUGGUCGCCCAUGA